This is a messenger RNA of Cannabis sativa, 2105 nucleotides long. Its product is annotated as protein JINGUBANG. The transcript has a single exon. NCBI's taxonomy places the organism in Eukaryota, Viridiplantae, Streptophyta, Magnoliopsida, Rosales, Cannabaceae. The coding region runs from base 350 to 1963 and encodes 537 amino acids. Gene Ontology annotation, molecular function: protein binding. The record is from RefSeq and is a predicted model, not a curated record.
AUAUGUAAGAUUUUAUACAUUGUUUUUUUAUAUGUAGUAGAAUAUCAUAAAGCAAUAUAUAUGUUGCCCUACAUAAUUAAUUACUCUACAACAAAUGUAACUACAAAUAUUAAUUCCUAACUAACAUCAUCGUCACAUAGCUACACAUACAUUUACAUAUUUACCAAAUUUAUUAAAUCAAAAACCAACCAAAUAAUAAUUCAUAAAUAAAACUACACCCAACUAAUUUUAUCAUAAAUAAAUAAAUAAACUACUCCUCAAAAUCAACAACUAUACUUAUUAUUAUCAUUACUUUAUACAUAUUAUAUAAACCCAACUUGUUAUAUAUCAUUUUCUUCCUCAUGCCACCAUGGAAUUCUACAACCAAAAUUCAGAUGAUAUCCUUAGCACUAUAUACGAAGAGAGAAGUUACACAAAUUCAAUUGAAACCCCAAGAAGUAUCAAUCUCAAUCAACAACAACAACAACAUCAUCAUCAUAAUCAUAAUCAUAAUCAAUACUAUGAUGAAAUAUAUGAUGACGAAUUAUACCACAAUGAUAAUGAUCAUGAUGAUAAUGAUGACGAUGAUCCUUAUUAUUUUAGCCCAUUAGCUUCUUCAAGCCCAAACCAGGCCCAUAAUCAGGCCCGGCCCAGUUUAAUCCCACCACCGAGUCCAGAAUCGCCUUGGACUUGCUCACCACUCCAAACACCUUCUCCUUCUCUCCUUUACCACUGCAUUGCCUCACUUCACCGCCACGACGGGACUAUAUACUCAGUCGCGGUAUCAAACGGCGUCGUUUUCACCGGCUCAGACAGUACGAGAAUCCGCGCGUGGAGACCACCGGACUGUGUAGAGCGUGGGCUUUUAAAAUCCACCUCGGGUGAAGUGAGAGCUAUUUUAGCCUACGGUGAUAUGCUUUUUACUUCUCAUAAGGAUCUCAAAAUAAGGACGUGGAAUUUCGCUGUCGUUUCGAGUAAUUUUCUUUUCAAGAAAUUGUCGUCUAUACCGCGAAAACGACGGAGUUCGCUGUCGUUUCAGUUAUUUUCAUCGAAACCGAAAUUAUUAACCGAACGACAUAAAGAUUGCGUUUCGUGUUUGGCUUAUUAUCACGCGGAGGGAAUCCUCUACACAGGGUCACACGAUAGGACAGUGAAGGCUUGGCGAGUUUCAACUCGGAAAUGUGUUGACUCGUUCGUAGCUCACGAAGAUAACGUUAAUGGAAUUUUGGUUAAUCAAGAAGACGGUUGUGUAUUCACUUGUUCAUCCGAUGGAUCUGUAAAGAUCUGGAGAAGAAUCUACAGAGAAAACUCUCAUACUCUCACUAUGAUUCUCCGAUUCCAACCUUCUCCGGUCAACGCCAUAGCUCUGAGCUCAUCCUCUUCUUCGGGAUCGGACGCUGGUGGUGGUGGAACGGGGUUUCUGUAUUCCGGAUCUAGCGACGGGACCAUAAAUUUCUGGGAGAAAGAGAGAAUGUCGUACAGAUUCAACCACGGAGGGUUUUUGCAGGGUCAUCGGUUCGCGGUUCUGUGCGUUGUGGCGGUGGAGAAGAUGGUGUUUAGUGGAUCGGAGGAUACGACGAUUCGGAUCUGGCGGAGAGAGGAAGGGAACUGUUUGCAUGAGUGUUUGGCGGUGUUGGACGGUCAUCGUGGGCCGGUGAGGUGUUUGGCGGCGUGUUUGGAGAGAGAAAAUCUUGUUAUGGGUUUAUUCUUGAUUUACAGUGCGAGUUUGGAUCGGACUUUUAAGGUUUGGAGAGUAAAGAUUUUGCCGGAGGAGGAACCGGAGCCGGAGACGGAACCGGAGAAUAGGAGUGUUUACUGUGGUGGUGGUGGUGGGUCCGAGUUUAGUAGUGAGUUGGAUCGGAACGAUUCGAGGAGUAGUAAUAAUCAGUAUUAUUACGAGAAUAAUAAUACGACUAGUCCUGUUUUGUCACCUUCUUGGGUUCAUGUUAAGAAGAGUGCGCAGGUUAAGCAUUUUUUUCAGUAGGAGAAAAAAAAUACUUCUUAAUUAUGAUUAUAAAUUUAUAAUUUAUACAUACAUAUUAUAUUUGUGUUUGUUAUUUGUAUUAUUAACUUAUUUACUUAAGAUUAAUUAAGCUAUAUUACUAUUUUUUUCCCACGAAAAUAAA